AUGCCCCCUCCACUAUUGGAGGACAUGUCUGACCCAACAGAGGAAGAUGCUUUGCCCGAGUGGGCACUGUCCCGAUGGCAGAAUAUUGUCGAAAAGCUCCGAGCCAGAUGGGAAGCAGAAGAGCCUCAAAGUCCGCGCAGCUGCACGGGGAGACAGUCGCGAAUGAGGGUGACUUGGCGACUCCAGGGUGAGUCAACGCUGUGGGACGCAUACUCGAAACAAGGCUCCAUCGACUUCAAUGGCAUCCUCGGCAAGGAGAAGGGCGACUCCAAUCCCGACUUGCACGAGGUGAUUGUCAAAACAAGCACCGGCUGCAGUGCUUGCCUGGCAUGUUUGGUCCUACACCCGUAUGGCUGGCCGAAGUUUUCGUGGAGCAUCAUCCUACUGCUGGCAGUGCUUUGGGAUGCUGUGACGAUCCCGCUGCAGCUGUUUGACCUCGGGGCCUUCUCAGCUACGCUCGACGCCGUCAACACAGCGACCAUAUUUUUCUGGCUAGCGGAUAUUCCGGUCAGCUGCUUCACCGCUGUCGACAGCGACGGCCUCCUGGACUUCCGGCCGCGCUCGUGCAUUCGGGACUACACGAGGGGCUGGUGUUUGCCCGACGUGCUCAUGGUUUUGGGAGAUGGGAUUGUGUCCAUCGUUGGCGCCAACAGUGUUGCGGCUGCAGCUGGGACCCAGGGUCUUCGCGUCUCGCGGCUCAUUCGUCUCUCUCGAUUGGUGCGGCUGGUGCGGCUCUACAAAGCUUCAGCUACGGUCGAGUCAUUGGUCGACUACGUGCGUUCUCCACUGAUCGUGGUGUUGAUUGGCCUGGCCAAGCUGAUCUUGUUCAUUCUCUUUGUGAAUCACUACAUCGCCUGCGCUUGGUGUGCGAUGGCCUAUUUUAGUGACGGCAGCCCUACAUGGGCAGACGGCCACGUGAAAUCUCCAGAUGACUUCCGUGAGCUCUAUGCUUUGUCUUUACACUGGAGCUUGACACAGUUCACGCCAUCCACCCAGGAUAUUGGGCCGUCCAACAUCGGCGAGCGCGUCUUCGCAGCAGGUGUGGUGAUUUUUGCCUUGAUCGUGUUUUCCUCUUUCGUCAGCAGCAUCACCAAUCAAAUGAACCAGAUCCGCACCUGGAACUCCAAGACUAUCGAGCUGGAUGCAGUGCUGCGGCAUUUCCUGAAGUCGCGGAAGAUCUCUACCCAGCUGGGAGUUCGCAUUACCAACUUCUUCAAGGUCAGUCAGAAGCAGAAGGCGAAGACGCCGCUUGAGAGCAUAUCCUUUCUGGCAAGCCUGCCAGAAAGCUUGAAGAUUCACUUGCACAGCGAGAUAUUCUUACCUGCCUUCAAGACUUCCGGCCUGUUCAGCCGCGUUAUGAAAGUGGACUAUCGCUUGCUGUCAAAGACCUGCAGCCGCGCGUUCAAGGAGCAUUACUGCCCACCGGAGAUCGACAUCUUCAUCGAAGGGGCUGCAGCACCAGGCGUCCUCAUUGUACACCGUGGCGAAAUGAUCUAUCAGCCUCGGGCGCUGUCGCGCUUCACACACCUCAGCGCUGUCAAGCCCGUGCGACUGCAAAAGGGACUCUGGAUCUCGGAAGCGUCGCUGUGGUGCGUUUGGUCCUAUGCUGGCAGCCUACGAGCGGAGACCGCCUGUGAUUUUCACCUUCUGGACUCUGAUGCCUUCAGCAGAGUUUGCCAGAGCCACGGAGGCGCACUGGUCGCGAUCUUGCGGAAGUUGGCUGUUCUCUUCAUCAACUACAUGGAGGAACGAGCACAGCAGUCAAAUCCGAUCACCGACAUGCCGCUAUCCGAUGAAGAGUGGGAGUCUUUGCUCGAUCGCUCCGACAAGCUCGAGAAGAUGAAAACGAUGAUGAUGCAACUAGCACUGCCUCGGCCAGACUGGAAGUAG
Symbiodinium necroappetens is the source of this 1890-nucleotide messenger RNA. NCBI's taxonomy places the organism in Eukaryota, Dinophyceae, Suessiales, Symbiodiniaceae. The record is from the annotation of a GenBank genome assembly.